AUGACAACGAUCGUUUCAUUUCCGUCCCACACAGAAUCACAUUGCCUCGUUCCGGAUACGAACAACAACAACAACAGCAGUAACAACACGCGCCUAAAACGGGAUUCCAGUCCGACCAAGUUGCACGCUUCACGAGCUAUGGUUCAAUGGUCCAAUUUGGUCAGUGGUUCCACAGCACAUUCGACUACGCAUCUGAUCUCAUCACGCGGUGCAACUAUCACCACAAAGUCCGCUGAACAAACAACCAACAAUUCAGAAUCCGAUUGUGAAAUGAAUGCUGAAACCAGAACACACAACCCGGAAGAAGACAAUUAUGCGAGAGAGGACCGUGAUCUUACCCGAGGGACCGAGCUACCUGAUCCACGAGCGACCAAAUCAUUCCUCAUUUCAAAUUUGCUUGGGUCUCAAACAAAAUGUGAUCCAUCGUCUGUGAAAUGUGGUAAGUAG
Messenger RNA from Echinostoma caproni, 447 nucleotides. NCBI's taxonomy places the organism in Eukaryota, Metazoa, Platyhelminthes, Trematoda, Plagiorchiida, Echinostomatidae. The record is from the annotation of a GenBank genome assembly.